This is a messenger RNA of Peronospora matthiolae, 306 nucleotides long. The record is from the annotation of a GenBank genome assembly. Lineage: Eukaryota; Oomycota; Peronosporomycetes; Peronosporales; Peronosporaceae.
AUGCGAUGCGCGAGCAAGGCCGCCGAGAGCGGUCCGCACGUCUCUGUGCGGACGCCGAAGCAGAAACUCUCAGCAACUGAUGCCUCAUCGGUUGCUGAAGCGACCCCAGCCUUGUCACGCCGUGAUGCAGCCGCUGGUCAUGAAAGGACACUCAUGUCUUCACUGAGUACGAGCUCGGUGUCUCAUGCUCUCCUGAUACGGAAGACGGAUCCAUCGACGGCGAUUGAAUCAAGCCGCCUGCCGAAGCGUGGCAUGGAUGAUGCUUUGCGUCGCAUCAUCUUUGGUUCAUCUGAUGAAUCCAGAUGA